Haliotis rufescens (red abalone) is the source of this 1590-nucleotide messenger RNA. RefSeq names its product tryptophanase-like. The transcript has 2 exons. Gene Ontology annotation, molecular function: lyase activity. NCBI's taxonomy places the organism in Eukaryota, Metazoa, Mollusca, Gastropoda, Lepetellida, Haliotidae. The coding region runs from base 65 to 1417 and encodes 450 amino acids. Gene Ontology annotation, biological process: amino acid metabolic process. The record is from RefSeq and is a predicted model, not a curated record.
GUAUAUAAGGCAGUUCGUCGAUCUCUAAUAAAGGACGUACAACACCCAAGUCAACAAUUUGAGAAUGGCGUUUGUAGAACCUUUCCGUAUCAAGAUUGUGGAACCCUUACCAAACACCACCAGGGACGAGAGAUUGAGUCUAAUGCUGGACACCGGUUACAACCCUUUCCAGGUUCCAGAUCGAAUGGUCACACUUGAUCUUUGGACGGAUUCCGGGGCUUCAGCAAUGAGCAAUCAGCAGUGGGCCGCCAUGAUCGAAUCCCAAGAGGGGUCUUUUGUUCCUGACAGUUAUGUGAAGUUAAAACAAACCAUUCAAUCUUUAACAGGCUUCCCUUAUAUCCUCCCUGUAAACCAGGGUAGGGUAGCGGAACACGCCCUCUUCUCAAUUCUCGUUAAACCCGGGUUUACAGUCUUUAGUAACACAUUUUAUUCUACCACUAAAACAAAUGCUGAACUUGUUAACGCUAAAACUACCCAACUUCCUUGCACGUUUGUCGAUGGUGGGCUCUUUAAUGGUAAUAUUGACUGUGAGAAACUGGAAGAAGAAUUGGCUCGGGUAGAGUUAGGCAAUGGUAUGGUUGUCUUGACCUUGACCAGCAAUAAUCAGGCAGGACAACCAAUAUCUAUGGCAAACAUGAAGCGAGCAUCUGAGAUCUGCCAUGACAAGGGUAUUCGAGUGUUCAUGGACGGAUGUCGCUUUGCGGAAAAUGCCUACUUCAUCAAAAUAAGAGACAAGACGUAUGCUAACAGUUCAGCCAGAGACAUUGCUCUUGAGAUGUUCUCCUAUUUCGACGGUUUUUACCUGUCCGCUAAGAAGGAUGGCUUGUGCAACAUUGGUGGCCUUAUAGCAGUUAGAGACGGGGACCUCUUCGCCACAAUUAGGGGCCAGUUAAACCGAACAGUUGGGAAAUGGAGACUGGGUGGAAUGGCCACCCGAGAUCUUGAUGCUAUUGCGAUAGGAUUGUUGGAAGGGAUUGAAGAUAGCUAUCUGAAGUAUCGAAUUGAAACACUGACACAGUUUGGAGAUUUACUGAAGAAAGCUGGCGUGUCUAUUGUGGAACCGGUCGGGAGUGCACUUUACAUCAACGCAGCUAAAUGUUUGCCUCAUAUUCCAACACACCAGUAUCCGGCGUGGGCUCUCAACUGUGCUCUGUUUGUUGAAGGAGGCAUCCGUGGAGCCCAUGGUCCAAAUGUGUUGGAUGUCGAUGACAGAAAUGACCGUGAAAGUCAUCAACAUUUCGUAAAACUCUGCAUCCCAAGGAGAGCCUACACCUUGUCACACCUGCUUUUUAUAGCAGAUAUAUUCAAGCAAAUUAUAGCGAAAAAGGAGAGAGUGUCUGGAAUGAGAAUUGUUGGAAAUGGGCAUUAUUACAAGGUUAAGACGGCGCCUGUGGAAGCAGUAUUGAUUAACGUGUAAACCUUAUGUGAAGCACCAGUUGUUCUUUAUUUAUUGAACUGCUAAUAUAGAAAGUUGUGGCAUGUGGCUUUGAAGGGAAUGAGUGUGUGAGUAGUUGGGUAGAACGCAGUUUUAAACUCUGAAGAUCAGUAAAGCAGUUUUAUGUUACUUCAGCAGAGGCCUAUCAUUUAGUA